AGCUGAGCGGUGCAGCACAGCAGGGACGGCAGGAUGGGGGAGCCCUACAGCAAGGCAGAGACCCUGGCGCUGCGGAGGAAGCACAUCGGGCCUUCCUGCAAAGUUUUCUUUGCCAAGGACCCUCUGAAGAUAGUGCGUGCUCAGGGCCAGUAUAUGUUUGAUGAGAACGGAGAAAAAUACUUAGACUGUAUCAACAAUGUUGCACACGUUGGCCACAGUCAUCCAUAUGUGAUAAAGGCUGCCACAAAACAGAUGGAACUGCUCAAUACAAAUUCCCGAUUCCUGCACGACAACCUUGUUCAGUACGCUCAGCGUCUUACAGCUACCCUGCCGGAGAAACUCUCGGUUUGCUAUUUUGUUAACUCUGGGUCUGAAGCAAAUGAUCUUGCCUUACGACUGGCUCGACAGUACCGUGGGCAUCAAGACGUGAUCACCCUUGAAAAUGCUUACCAUGGCCAUGUUACAUCUCUGAUUGACAUCAGUCCCUAUAAAUUUAAUCAGCUGGAAAAGGACAGCAAGAAGGAGUUUGUGCAUGUGGCUCCCUCUCCAGAUAUCUACAGAGGAAAAUACAGAGAAGACCACCCAGAUCCAGCAAAUGCUUAUGCUGAAGAGGUAAAAAAGAUUAUUGAAGAAACGCAGAAGAACGGACGUAAGAUUGCUGCCUUCAUAGCUGAAUCCAUGCAGAGCUGUGGAGGCCAAGUAAUUCCACCUGUGGGAUACUUCCAGAAAGUGGCAGAAUAUGUGCAUGCGGCUGGUGGUGUAUUCAUAGCUGACGAGGUCCAAGUUGGCUUUGGAAGAGUUGGGAAACAUUUUUGGGCUUUCCAACUGCAAGGUGAAGACUUUGUGCCUGACAUUGUUACCAUGGGAAAACCCAUCGGCAAUGGCCACCCUAUGUCUUGUGUAGUCACAACAAGGGAAAUUGCUGAAGCUUUUGGUGCCUCUGGAUUGGAGUAUUUUAAUACAGUAGGUUUCCAGAUUAAGUUUGGAGGCAAUCCUGUGUCUUGUGCUAUUGGUUUGGCUGUACUAGAAGUAAUAGAAAAAGAAGAUCUCCAAGGAAAUGCUACUCGUGUAGGAAAUUAUCUCCUAGAAUUGCUGACUGAACAAAAGCAGAAGCAUUCCUUAGUGGGAGAUAUCAGGGGUGUUGGAUUGUUUGUUGGAGUGGAUCUGGUGAAGGAUCAGCAAAAGAGAACACCAGCCACAGCUGAAGCCCUUCAACUUAUUUACAAGCUGAAAGAACAGCAAAUCAUUCUUAGUGCAGAUGGACCCCACAGAAAUAUAUUAAAAUUUAAACCACCAAUGUGUUUCUCUAUGGAAGAUGCAAAACAUGUAGUGGACAAAAUUGAUGUACUGCUCACAGAAAUUGAAGUGGCAACUGGAAUGAAGACAGGAAAUGAUGCAUCUACAAAUGCACAGUGCAAAAGAAAAACAAAUGAAGGGAACUCCCAACCAGAGUCUGUUAAUGAAAGCAUCAGCCACAUCAAUGGAGCUGCCUGCAGACAAGAAAAUGUUUUUUAUUCUGAUAAACGCCCAGUGCCAAGUAAAAGAAUACAAACAUGAAGAGAAGUUUCCUUCUUCAGUUUAAAUUUGUUUUCUGUUUGCUAUUGAGAUGAGUGCAAUAGUCUGAGUUCUAUGAUCUGCUUGAAGCCUAGUCCUACCUUUCUUAAGGUGGUUAAACUGCUAUUAGCUUCAUUUGUUGUUUAAAAUACAUUUUCAGACACAUGAAAACUGUACCAAGUGGCCUGAAAUCUAGAUGUGACAGAACGGACAUGUGAUACCUAAUUUCAGUUCCUUGGUGCUGACUGAAGGCUUGACAUAGGCACAAAAAACUCUGUGAAAUCUGUGGAUUUAUCCAUGUUACACAGACUCUGAAGCAUUGCUUAACCACCAUGCAAGCACCUAUUAACCUAUUAUGCUUCACAUGCUGUUUUUAGAAUACUUUAAAUUUCAAUAUGUAAUAUUGAGAUGUUAAUUAUUUCCCAUGUUUUAAUGGCUGAAUUCACAAAACAAUGCUUGAGAGAGAAAUCAUUAUCAUCUUCCAGUGUGGCUUAGGUCCUAUGGACCAUAUUCCCAGCUAAUGCAAAUUGGUGUAGUUUUGUUAAUGUCAAUGAUGUUCUACCAAGCAUCUACCACUGUGUGUGUAGAGACACAAUGUUUGUGCAAGGCACCCUCAUUUCGUGUUGGAUAAAGCAACUUGUAUAGAUGACUAUUUAUAUUGAGUAAGAUUUUAUGAAUCUUUUUGAAAGUUUAUAUAUUGAACCCUCUCAGAUCACAAAAUAUGCAAGCAGAGUACAUGUAAUUUCAGAUACACUGACUGAAUUUAACCUGCAGGUUUCUCGAAAACGAGGCUCCCAAGGACAGGCCAGCUCACAUUCCCAUGGCUUUUAGAUGUUCUGAAAGUCAAAGGAACCAGUGCCUCAUCCUUUUGUAACGGUGCUGCUACUUUUUGUCAUUGGAGAUGAAGAGUUGCCUACUGGUUGCACAGGAUCCUGAUACAUAAUUGGUUAUGCUAAUUUGAUAGACUACUAAAAUGAGAGGACCAACACACAGAACAGGCACGCAACCACUUUGCAGCCACUACCUAUCUGUGCUGCAGAUACCUUUGACUUCCUUGCUGCCUUGUCAGUGCUAAAUUUCAAUGAGAACACUCAAGCCCUGCUUUUCUUUUUUAACAUGCACAUUCCCACUCUAUGAAACACACUGAGGUUUUUACAAAUGGUUUGUACUUCAGGGAAAAGACAAAAAUAUAUCUCCUGUUUAAUUUUCAUAUCCAAAGUUCUGCUCUUUUGUAAUUGCUGCUGUGGAUUCUACUGAUAUGACUGAAAAUUGAACACCUUACCUAGCUUCAUAUUUUCCACCACUUGCUCUACUAGUAUUGAUGUUACCUGUGUAAAUUCUUUCAACGCCAUCAAGCUGGCUUGUUUUCUAUUUCACGAUUCUUUAAUAAUUCCCUCAAAUAAAUCUCUUACUUGUAAUUA
This is a messenger RNA of Dromaius novaehollandiae (emu), 2975 nucleotides long. It is a transcript of the gene ETNPPL, whose product is annotated as ethanolamine-phosphate phospho-lyase. NCBI's taxonomy places the organism in Eukaryota, Metazoa, Chordata, Aves, Casuariiformes, Dromaiidae. Gene Ontology annotation, molecular function: transaminase activity; ethanolamine-phosphate phospho-lyase activity; pyridoxal phosphate binding. The record is from RefSeq and is a predicted model, not a curated record. The coding region runs from base 34 to 1557 and encodes 507 amino acids. The transcript has 13 exons.